Medioppia subpectinata is the source of this 893-nucleotide messenger RNA. NCBI's taxonomy places the organism in Eukaryota, Metazoa, Arthropoda, Arachnida, Sarcoptiformes, Oppiidae. The record is from the annotation of a GenBank genome assembly.
GAAGAGGUACAGCGAUGAGCGAUGCGGUGGUGAACGUGGAGAAAGAGGUGGACAAAGUGGUCAAUAAGUUUCACGAACUCCGGAAGCAUAACGAACAGACGCUCGAAGAGCUGAUCCAACAGAUCAAGGGAUACCACAGAGAUCUGCAGACGUUGAGCGCUCCGGGCAAUGAGUUGACAGAAAUCCAAUGCGACCUAAUGUACGACAAUGUGAUCAAAAAAGUGCGAAACACAAUCACACAGUUCUCGGGAGAGCACAGAGACAUACACUCGUCGGUGUCCCGCAUCGGCAAAGCCAUCGACAAGAACUUUAUCUCCGAUUACGCCUCAGUCAACAACGACACGGUCUUCGAGUCGGCCGCCAACACACAGAUACUGAAUCAAGUGAUUGUCGAACACUUCCUCCGCCAGGGAAUGCUGGAGAUUGCGGAACAGCUGACCCGCGAGGCGCGGCUCGACAUUCCCGACCAUAAGAAGAAGCCGUUCACCGAAUUGAAUACGAUUCUCGACUCGUUGAAGGCCAGGGAUCUGCAGCCGGCCCUCCAGUGGGCGAUCGCCAAUCGGGAUCAGCUUCGCGCGCAGAACUCCGGUUCGGCGCUCGAGUUUAAACUCCAUAGACUUCAGUUCAUUGAGCUCUUGAGGGGUGGCGUUCAGAAUCAGAUGAAACUCAUCGCUUACGCGCGACAGUACUUCCAGCCGUUGGCCGACAAACACGAGCGGGAGAUACAGGCGAUGAUGGGUUCGCUACUCUACCUGAAGUCUGGGCUCCAGAACUCGCCCUACAAUUACUUGUUGGACAGUAUCGGGUGGUCAGAGAUAUGCGAUAUCUUUACGCGCGACGCUGUUGAGGUGAAAGGUCGAACGCGAUAUAAUUCAGACAGAAUUCUUGAUAAU